AAAUCAGGAUAAAUAUUGAAAAUCGUCUUUAUAAAAUAGUACAUUUGGAAUCUGAGCAGGAAACUGGUCAAAGGAUUUUUUCACCCUGUGUUACAGGAAAUCCUUUCGAGGCCAGAAUCGUUGGAAGAAGAUGAGUGUCGCUGUGGUUGACUUUGGCUCAUUUGCCUUGGGUCAAGCUGUACCUUCAGCCCAUGAAAUGAAACGAUUAUCCACAGAGAUCGAACAGGCAUUCAGUCAACUUGGAUUUGUGUACCUCAAAAACACCGGCAUCAAAGAUGAGCAAGUGUUUGAAGCAAUGGACAUCUGCAGGAAGUUCUUUCUACUUCCCAAGGACAUUAAACAGCAAUAUGCUCGUUCCAAGGACUCAGAUAUUCCAUGCCAUGGCUGGAUAGAUUUUCAGACUGAGAGCUUAAACCCAACGGAACUGAAUGACCUGAAAGAAGCCUUUAAUGUGACAUCGUUGUCUUCCACUGACGUAAGAUCUCAGAAUUCACAUUGAGAUUGGAUUGCAAUCCAUGUCAUUGUCCACAUGCCAGGAAUGAGGCUGUCUGGCUGUUGUGCCACUGGGGAAAUGUUACUCACAAACACAGAACAUAGAGCAUAGAACAGCACCGCAGAGGAACAGACCCUUCAGCCCACAAUGUCCAUGCUGA
Messenger RNA from Amblyraja radiata (thorny skate), 653 nucleotides. RefSeq names its product 1-aminocyclopropane-1-carboxylate oxidase-like. NCBI's taxonomy places the organism in Eukaryota, Metazoa, Chordata, Chondrichthyes, Rajiformes, Rajidae. The coding region runs from base 131 to 499 and encodes 122 amino acids. The record is from RefSeq and is a predicted model, not a curated record. The transcript is spliced from 4 exons.